Dendronephthya gigantea is the source of this 1367-nucleotide messenger RNA. Its product is annotated as ryncolin-4-like. NCBI's taxonomy places the organism in Eukaryota, Metazoa, Cnidaria, Anthozoa, Malacalcyonacea, Nephtheidae. The record is from RefSeq and is a predicted model, not a curated record. The transcript has 7 exons. The coding region runs from base 245 to 1261 and encodes 338 amino acids.
UAUUCAAUAUGCAGCUUGCACUUAAAUAAUUUAUUUGCUUUUUUAACAUGUAUGUAGCUAUAUUAGCUACUGUUCCUCCGAUUUUUACCCAAACAAGCUGUUUCAAAUAAAUUCCUCAAAUAAUUUCCAAUCUAUCUUGAUCACAGUUGUGGCAAACCAACUGUUCAAAGUCCUGAAAUAAUUUCCAAUAUAUCUUAUAACUAGAGUUGUGAAUUACAGAGUCAGACAAAAGACGAUUUAAACGAUGUUUGUAUCGGCCUGCUUGAGCUUGCUGUUGCUUGCUAUUGGAAACAUUUCAGCAAACCAGUGUUCCCCGACGAAUUACGACAUAAUCAUCAGAGGAGGUCCAUCAUUGCCUGCGGAUGAAAUAAUAUCAAGACACAAUGUUACAUCGUCAGAUGUCAUGUUAGGAUGUCACACUCACUGCAAAGACGAAGACAAAUGUGUUGGAUUCAACUACAGAACAACAAAAAAUGUCGAAAAUUGCCAACUGACCAACGUUACUAGAAAGCAAGAAGAAACGAAACUAACCGGAGAUUGGAUAUUGAUGCGAAAUGUUGAAGCAGCAAGAAAGGCGGUUGAAGAAGAAAAUCGUACCAGGAAAUCAGGUCUUCACUGCGCUGAUUUGUAUGAAAAGGGAAAGAAUAAAAGUAGAAUUUAUGAAAUUAAUCCUGAUGAAAAGGGAAGUUUCAAAGUGUUUUGUGAUAUGACAACAUCAGGUGGAGGAUGGACUGUAUUUCAACGUCGUCUUGAUGGAAGUGUUGACUUCUACCGAGGAUGGCAAGAUUACAAACAAGGUUUUGGUAACUUGAGCGGAGAAUAUUGGCUUGGUCUUGACAAAAUACACAGGAUGACAAAUAUUUCACAAAAUGAACUUCGUAUCGACAUGGAAGAUACAUCUGGAAACACCAGUUUCGCUCAUUAUUAUUCAUUUAAAGUCAGCAGUGAAAAUGAGAAGUACAAGUUGAAUGUUGGAGGUUAUCAUGGUACAGCAGGAGACUCGUUGAAAAAACAUGACGGUAUGGCUUUCAGCACCAAAGAUUCUGACAAUGAUAUUGGCAGGGCUAACUGUGCCGUGUCAUUCAAAGGAGCCUGGUGGUAUCGUGCUUGUCAUGAUUCAAAUUUGAAUGGUUUGUAUCAUUAUGGCGAUCACAAAUCGGACGGUGAUGGAGUCAACUGGAGACAUUGGAAAGAUCAUUAUUAUUCUCUGAAAUCAACAUCAAUGAAGAUACGACCACGUGAAUUUGGAAAGAAGAAGUAAAGUUGUUGAAAAAUAAAGAACUAAAUAGACAUAAGGUUUACUUUACAAAAAGUGUAGUGCACUAAUACGUAUCAUGUUAGUUUUUCAAAAUAUUUACAAUAGAGAU